Molecule: messenger RNA, 1942 nt
Organism: Ictalurus furcatus (blue catfish)
Lineage: Eukaryota; Metazoa; Chordata; Actinopteri; Siluriformes; Ictaluridae
Product: neuropeptides B/W receptor type 2
Exons: 1
Coding region: 465-1451 (328 amino acids)
Biological process (GO): neuropeptide signaling pathway
Cellular component (GO): membrane; neuron projection
Molecular function (GO): neuropeptide binding; neuropeptide receptor activity
Source: RefSeq, a predicted model, not a curated record
UUGAUUUAUAUAAUGUGCGCAUUUUACGCUUUUUGUUUGGGCUUAGUUUUUGCUUCAUACACCCGAUUGAGUAAGCAGUUUUAACUUUUGUGUACUGUGGUUUAAGAUGUGUCAACUGCAAGGUGAUUUCUUUCUUUCUUUCCUUCUCUCUCUCUUUCUUUCUUUCUUUCCUUCUUUCUUUCUUUCUUUCUUUCUUUCUUUCCUUCUUUCUUUCGUACAUUGCAGUUAAAGCUUCCUUUGAGCUGCCAAGGUCCAUGCAUUAGUCACUAAACCAAUUAUGUAAUCGUUUGCUCAUUUUCGACGUUUUAUAAUAGUGGACCAAUCAAAAAAAAAAAAUUAUAUAAAACUUAUUUUUUUACAAAUCGAAAAACAAUAUUUAUAUUACAGAUAUUAUUAUCUGGAAUCUUUACACCCGAAAAGCUGGAUGACUUCUGUGGGUCUUACUCUUCACUGAAGAAAAGAAAAUGGAUAAUGUGUCACUUCCUGGGAGUAUGCCUUCUCCAUGUAACUCAAGUAACUAUUCACAUCCUAACUGCAGCACAUCUCCACCUUGGCUAUUUUACCCAGACUUCUACAUCUGGUUGCCGGUGGUUUACUCGGUCAUCUGUGCCGUAGGGCUCACUGGCAACACGGCCGUCAUCUAUGUCAUAUUGAAAGCCCCGAAAAUGAAAACCGUCACCAACCUGUUCAUCCUGAACUUGGCAAUCGCUGAUGACCUUUUCACACUGGUGUUGCCUAUCAAUAUCGCAGAGCACCUGUUGAACUAUUGGCCAUUUGGUGAGCUUCUUUGCAAAGUGAUCCUCUCAAUAGAUCACUACAACAUCUUCUCCAGCAUCUACUUUCUCACAGUCAUGAGCAUCGACCGCUACCUGGUAGUGCUUUCCACGUUGCAGUCCAAGCGGAUGCCCCAUCGCACGUACAGGUUCGCAAAAAUCGUCAGUGUGUGUGUGUGGGCUCUUGUUGUCCUCAUCGUGGCACCAUUUACCUUCUUUGCUGGCAUUUAUGUGAGCCCUGAUGAUGCCGAGAGCAGGAAGAGCUGUGUGUUGAGCUUCCCUAGCCCUGAGAGCUUCUGGUUCAAAGCCAGCCGGAUCUACACCCUGGUCUUCAGCUUUAUCCUUCCUGUGUCCACAAUUUGUGUCUUAUAUAGUCUAAUGCUCUACAAGUUGAGGCAUACACAUCUGAAUUCCAAUGGCAAGGCGUUGGAUAAAGCCAAGAAGAAGGUGACCGUUAUGGUCUUUGUUGUGCUUGCAGUGUGUCUGUUCUGUUGGACUCCAUUUCACUUGAGCACGGUGGUGGCCCUGACUACAGACCUGCCCACAACGCCACUGGUCAUUGGCAUCUCCUACUUCAUUACAGGCUUGAGCUAUGCUAACUCCUGCCUCAACCCUUUUCUUUAUGCCUUCCUGGAUGACAGUUUCAAAAAAGCUUUUAAGAAAAUGCUGGAGUGUUGAUCUAUGCGAAAGGGACAAGAAGAUAAAAGCUUAAGGUCAAUUUCAAGGACAACACUGGAUGAAAAAAAAGGUAGGCUCAUCUUAAGGAAAAACAUACAGUAUUGAGGCAGCAAUAGACCAAAUGAAGUGGGUUUUUAUUCCUUCCUCUGUCAUUUCUUUAGGACCAUGGUAUGACACAUAACAGUACUGCAGCACGACACACAGGACUACAUGAAAUGCAAAUGCACAACGAUGUGUCUGUAAAAUUGUCCCAUACCAGCAGCUAUAGACACUACAUCCUUUAAAAAUACUGUACCUUGGAAAAUGUUUAUGAACUGUUUUGUUGAGUCUAUGUUUGUAAUGUAUGUUGUGUAGCCAAUUUAUCAGACUUAAAUUUUCCCAGACAUGUGUAAAUAUGUGAACUAUUAUGCUACAACACAGAGAAGAUUUAAAGGACUUUUCCAUCUGUUAUUAUGAAAUAAAUCUCGAACUGAGAGUGUAUUUGUAUUGUA